UCGUUUCGCGCGGCCAGUUGCAUGCAUUUGUCGUCUCCCAAAAUGGUUUGCGAGACUAAAAUAGUUGCGGACGAACACGAUGCUAUACCUGGGACCAAAAAAGAGUCGAUGAUGUGGAGCGCGGCUCUGUGCGCCGCCGAGGCCAAGGAGGCGCCGAAAGACGCCUUCUUCAUCCGCGAGUUCGAGCGUGAGGAUGAGGAGGAGGCGCGGCGCAUCUUCCACGAGGGCAUCAUGGAGAGGAUACCCAACACGGCUUUUAGGGGGCUCAGACAGCAGCCCAGGACCCAGUGUCUGUACGCGCUCCUGACAGUAAUGUGCUUUUUUGUGACCAAAUCCGUCACGCUGACCUGCUGCGCGCCCCUCAUUCUGAUGGGCGCGCGCUACUACUACAGCAGGAAAGUUAUCCAGAGCUAUCUGGACUGUGCUCUGCACACAGACAUGGCUGACAUAGAGACAUAUUACAUGAAACCCACAGGGUCCCGUUUCUGGGUGGCAGUGCUGGACGGCCGCGUGGUGGGCAUUGUGGCGGCACAGGGCCGCGAGGACGACAAUACGGUGGAGCUGCGGCGCAUGUCAGUAGACUCCCGCUACCGCGGCAAGGGCAUCGCCAAGGCACUGGGUCGUCGCGUCCUGGAGUUCGCUGUGCGCAACAACUACGCUGCCGUGGUCCUCGGCACAACAGCUGUCAAGUUGGCUGCCCACAAGCUCUAUGAGUCGCUGGGUUUCCGUCAGACGGGCCAGAGCGAGAACCACAGGCUUCCCGGGAUGAGCCGCUCGCCGCUGGAGAGGCUCUUCUUCCAGAUCCGCUACAGCCGCUACCGCUUGCAGCUCCGUGAGGAGUGAGAGGUGACAGGGAGAGAGAGAGCGAGAGAGGAAGAGGGGAGAUGGAGAAAGAGAGGGACAGAGAGAGAGAGA
Molecule: messenger RNA, 915 nt
Organism: Thalassophryne amazonica
Lineage: Eukaryota; Metazoa; Chordata; Actinopteri; Batrachoidiformes; Batrachoididae
Gene: aspnat
Product: N-acetyltransferase 8-like
Exons: 3
Coding region: 22-843 (273 amino acids)
Cellular component (GO): mitochondrial membrane
Molecular function (GO): L-aspartate N-acetyltransferase activity
Source: RefSeq, a predicted model, not a curated record